AUGCCCAGCUCCAGGAAUCCCAACCUAGGGAUGUCCCGGGACAGCAGCGACUUCCGUGGUCUGAGCCCCGUGGAGACCCGGAAGGGCUCAAAGAAACCUCCAGGAAAUAAGAGAGCCCGAUCUUUGGACCGCCAGGCUCCCAGGAAGGACCCCGAGUCCUCGAACUCCAGGCGCCCCUCCAGCCCCACCUGCAGGAGGACGGCCAGCGAUGGGGCCAGAAGUUCUGAGAACCUAUCUCACUUUGCAGAGGCCCAGGGCGCUGCCGCCGCCGCCGCAGCCCCUCUGGGAGAGGGGCACAGAUUUCUCCCCAGGGAGCAGGGGCCCCCAGAAGACACCAAGAAAGAGAAGCCUCCGCGGGAGGCCGAGCAGAGCUUUUGGAGGAUAGUGAUGAAUCUCUUACUCAUGAGGAUGGAGGAGCCCAGAGAAAAGGCCAGCAGGAUGUCAAAGGGGAACAGAGGGGACCUGUCUGAGGCAACCGAGGAGCCGGCCCCCAGGAAGAAAUCCCAGGACAAGAGGACCAGCCGCAAGAAACACAGUCACAGGAAGCCUGUUGUCGGAGGGCCUCCUGGACCCCAGACCGCAGACACACAAGGCCAAGAGGACAUGCCGCCCAGUUUGGCUACCUCGCGCGUCCCCGAGGAGGGAGACCCGGGGCUGAUCUGCAGGGGGGGACCAGAUUCUGACCUCCCUCAGGCCUUGCCCACGGAAGGAGGCCAUGCUGAAACCCCAGAUAGCUCUGGCCAAGCUGCAGGUCCUCCAGCAGAAGAGGACCCCAGGAAGCCCAACGAGGAUGACGUCAUCUGGCAGAUCGUAGAAUUGCUCAAGAAAGCUGGAGACCAACUAGAAGAAGAGCAGGCACAGGUCCCUCAGCCAGAAGCGGUUCCUCCACAAAAGCCAACGCCACCCCCCAGGAAGAAAUCCCAGGAGAAGAAGUCUAGCCUGAAGAGAGCCUUGUCCCUCAAGAAGCCUGCCUCGGAGGAACCCAAGAGAGUCGGCGGCGCAGCCACUACCCUUGAAACCCGGCCCAAGAGGCCCAGCUUCCUGCCCCUGUGUGUUAGUAGCCCGCGAACUUCCACCUCCAGCAGCUAUGACUUGGAGGUGCCCGCGAUCCAUGAGGUCCCGACUGAAUAUGGUGAAGGCUCCCAUCCCUCUGACCACCCGCCAGCUGUCGUAUUUCAGGGACCGGAGGAGAAGCCACUGCUGGACAGAGCCUCAGAAUCUAGAGAAUUCAGGCGGAAGAUCCUGGCUCUGCUGCAGAAUGCAGAAGAAGAGAGAGAGGAGCAGCAGGAGGCAGAGGAGAACAGAGAAACCCGGGCCCCAGCCGGCAAGGUGAAGUCCCAGGGGAAGAAGUCUAACCUCCGGAGAGCCUUUUCUCUCAGGAAACACAGCCCCAAGGAUUCUAAGAGAACGGAGGCUUUGGGGACGCCAGGCUCCGGCAGCCCGGAGGGGCGGCCACACAAGAGGCACGGCUUCCUGCCCAUGUGUGUCAGUGGCCACAGAGCUUCCUUCUCCAGCAGCCCAGAAAGCCUGGAGUUCCAGAAGACAGAGGCUGCAGGAGGGGGACCAGCCGGGUCCCCAGAAGCGCCUUUGCAGGCCAGAAGUCACACGCCAGAAGAGGGGCCUUCAACAGAGAGAGCCUGGGAAUCUAAGGAGUUCAUGAUCCAAAGGCUCGUGGCGAGUCUCCAAGAGGUGGACAGCGAGCUAGGGAGGCAGAUCCGGAAGUACCCCAGCUUCAGACGUUUCUUUAACGACUUCUCAGACACCUCCCUCAGGAAGCUGGUGGCCACCUUAGACAGACAGAAGGCCCGCCUCUCGGAGGAAGGCAGGAGGCUCGCCAACAGGCCGCCGCCGUGUGACUUUGUCACGCUGAACAAGUUUGCCGCCAACCACAGCUGCGCCAUCUGCACCCUCAUGCAGUCCAGGGGCGAAUACAAGGGACACAGUUACGCCCACUUCCUGUCCAGGAAGGCCCAGCAGGACAUCACGAAGCUGGAUAGCCAGAGUCCGGACUGAAGAUGGGACCUCUUGUGUACUUCCCGAAUGUCCCUACAGACAAGAAUGGACCGUGGACAAUUCUCCGCGCUCAGCGCUGUCUGGGAACAUCAUCUUCCUGGAAGCCGGACCCAGAAGCUGGGCUGGGGUUGGCACUGGAAUGGGGUUAGGAGGUCAGUGGCCUCUGCGUGGCCUCUGCGUCCCAUCCCCCAACCCCCAACUCACGCCAUCAGGAAGAAGGGUGACUGACACCUGCCAAACCCAUGACUCUUAGCUGGUGUGUGUGUGUCUGCCUGCCUCUCUCUCUCUCUCUCUGUGCCUUUGGGUGGAGGGAAGGAGUAUAGGUCAGAGGUCAAUCCCAGGCGGGUAGCUUCCAGUUCCAUCUGCCUUGUUUGAGACUCACCCAAGAGGGCUUGUCUAAGGUUAAGAGUCCGAGGAAUCCACCUGGUUCUGCCUCUCCAGCACUGACGUCACAAACAUCUGCCACCACACCCUGCCAUAAAUGAGUCUUCAUUUUGAAAAAUAGGGGUUUUUUUUCCCAGUUUUUUUUUUGGGGGGGGGGUGUUUCGAAACAGGGUUUCUCUGUGUAGCCCUGGCUGUCCUGGAACUCACUCUGUACCCCAGGCUGGCCUUGAACUCAGAAAUCUGCCUGCCUCUGCCUCCCAAGCGCCUAGAUUAAAGGCGUGCACGACCACUGCCUGGGGAAAAGUAGUAUUUUAAUUCAGUUUCUAACUGGAAAAUGCACUUACUCAAACAGCUGGGUCUCUGUCACGUCAUUCACUCAGUUGAUCAAAUAAUGCUCUUGGAUCCACGAGAGACCCCUGGGAACCCUGCAGACCUCAGCAGGAGCCAGGGACCAACCUAUAGAUCAGAGGGCUGACCUCUGAUCUCCCAGAAUCCUAUUAGCCUUUAUGAAGAUUCUGAAAGUUACCUUGUGUCAUGCCUAUAAUUAUUUUAUUGUAUUGAGAAAAGGUCUCACUCUGUGGCCCAGAGCAGCAUCUCCCAGCCCCACCCUCUUCUCUUGAGUACGGAGACUACAGUCGUGUGCCCCCAGCCUGGGCUACUUUUUCAUAGUCACAGCUGGGUACAUUUCAGAAAGUCAGAGGGCUUCAGGCUGGACUGCCCCAGAAGCUCACUGCCCCAAGACAUGCCGUCUCCAUCCUGUCUGUACUGGCUGGUUUUGUGGGUCAAUUUGGUACAAGCUAGAUCCAUCUGAGAACAGUCUCACAGGUGAGGACACGCCUCUGCGAGAUCCAAUUGUGGGGCAUUUCUCAAUUAGUGGUCAAUGUGGAAGGGCUCAGCCCCUUGAGGGUGGAGCUAUCCCUGGGCUGGUGGUCCUGGGUUCGAAGAAAGCAGGCUGAGCAAGCCAGGGGAAGCGAGCCAGCAAGCAGCGCCCCUCUGUGGCCUCUGCUUCAGCUCCGGGUUCCUGCCCCGUGUGAGUUCCUGUCCUGUUUUCCUUUGGCUGUGAACAGCAGCGUGGAAGCGUAAACAGGUUAAACCCUUUCUUCUCAGUUUACUUUUUUGGUCACAGUGUUUUGUUGCAGGGUUAGAAACCCUAACUAAGACACUGUCCUCGCGGAUGGCUGGGACGUGUCUUGAAAUAGGGCCUCUUGUGGAUGUGUCUGUCUGCACAAAUGUGAGGUGCAGGUGCCUUCAGGCUGGACUGCCCCAAGACAUGCCGUCCCCAUCCUGUCGUACUGGCUGGUUUUGUGUGUCAAUUUGGUACAAGCUAGAUCCAUCUGAGAACAGUCUCACAGGUGAGGACACGCCUCAGCUGGGCAUCUCUGUCUCAGGUCCACACCCAUGCACAGGGGCUGGAGCCACUGCCUCCCUGGGUCAUUGGCGGGAAUGGUCUGGGGGCGAUUAAAGCUUGUAUACCACGCUGAGUCUUGCUGGCCUUGGAAACUGUUGGCGGAGGCACGGCAGGCUCGCGGCAUGAUGGGCUGGGCAGGGCAGCCAAAUGAAGGCUCGGAGGCCUGGCUCUCAGGUGGCGGCAGUCUCAAGCAGAAGGCUUCCUUUCAGGAAGCUCAACUAAAAUCAUCCGUUUAUUUCGAAUUCCAUCAAGGGGUCUUUUAUUGGCACUUGGUGAUCUCCUUAUAGAUCGAUUUUAGGUAGUAUUCUGGGAUGAGGUCUGUAUGUGCAAGAACUAACUUUUUGAAUGACUUUUUUAAAAGAUUGUUUGUACAUUGGUGUUUUGCCUGCGCGUGCGUCUGUGUGUGGGUGUCAGACUCCUGGAACUGGACUUACGGGCAAUUGCUGUCAUGUGGAUACUGGAAUUGAACCUGGGGCCUCUGGAAGAGCAGCCAGUGCACUCUUAACCACUGAGCCAUUUCUCCAGCCCUGGGAACUAAAGUUUUGAAACAAGGAUCAGGAACCUUUUGUACAUAGUUUAUUUUUAUCAUUAAGACACCCAGUCUUUUACAUAGUUCAGGUUAGCCGCCACACCCGACUGUACAUAGUUUUAUUUAUAUAAAGAUUUUGUUUUUAUUUUAAAUUAUGUGGGUUUGUGUACCGGAGUGCAGUUCCCUCAGACGCCAGAAGAGGGCACUGUAUCUCAUGGCGCUGGGGUUGCAGCCGGUUGUGAGCCGCCUGCCUUGGAACAGGGCUUGUUUUACCCCUGAGCACUCUCUCCAAAACUUGGACGUUGUUUUUUAUCUGUAACAAUGACUAUCUAGGCUGCAGAACAUUUGUUAUAACUUUCCGAUGAUGGCAUCCAAGUCUGGUUUUUAUACUGUGUUGUUUGAACCAAUAAAGACACUGAGUCAAAA
Messenger RNA from Apodemus sylvaticus (European woodmouse), 4760 nucleotides. It is a transcript of the gene Bnip5, whose product is annotated as BCL2 interacting protein 5. Bases 1 to 2013 code for a protein of 670 amino acids. NCBI's taxonomy places the organism in Eukaryota, Metazoa, Chordata, Mammalia, Rodentia, Muridae. The transcript is spliced from 12 exons. The record is from RefSeq and is a predicted model, not a curated record.